GCCUCUCCCCGCCCCCACUCUCAGCGGGGUGAGGGGCCCCUUGACUUUCUCCUGGGUUCCCCUUCCCCGCUUCCCUCAGGCCCAACCACUCGCAUCCUGUUGCAGCCGGGCCAGAGAAGGAAGCGGGGUCUGGGGUCCCACGUAACCUGCCAGGAUGUGAAGCAAGGCUUUCCCCGCCCUUAGGCCCCAGCAUAUACAGGUGCAUCCAGAGCUGCGCUCCUAGCCAAGCCUGCGCGCCCUGCUCGCCAUGGCCCGGCUCUGCGCGCUGCUCGCCUGCGCCCUGCUCGCCCUCCCAGGACUCGGGGAGAAGGCGAUAGAAGACGAGGCCUGCUGCGGCCCCAUUGUGCCCCGGAAAGAGUGGAGGGCCCUGCCGUCCGAGUGCGCCCGGGAACUGGCACUGCCCGUGCGCUACGUGGUGGUGUCGCACACGGCGGGCAGCCCCUGCGACACCCCGGCCUCGUGCCUGCAGCAAGCGCAGAACGUGCAGCACUACCACGCGCGGACACAGGGCUAUUGCGACGUGGCCUACAACUUCCUGAUUGGAGAAGACGGGCUCGUGUAUGAGGGCCGGGGCUGGAAGAUCAAGGGUGACCACUCCGGUCCCACCUGGAACCCCAGAGCCAUCGGCAUCACCUUCAUGGGCAACUACAUGGAGCGGUCACCCCCGCCCCGGGCCAUCCGGGCGGCCAAGAGUCUGCUGGCUUGCGGAGUGGCUCAGGGAGCUCUGAUUCCCAACUACGAGGUCAAAGGGCACCGGGAAGUGCAGCAGACGCUCUCUCCAGGCGACCAGCUGUACGAAAUCAUCCAGCAGUGGCCACACUACAAGGAGUGAGGCCCUGACGUCUCCACCCCCCAGUGAGAAACCCCUCCAAUAAAAGUGCACCUCAAACUGC
This is a messenger RNA of Eptesicus fuscus (big brown bat), 893 nucleotides long. It is a transcript of the gene PGLYRP1, whose product is annotated as peptidoglycan recognition protein 1. Gene Ontology annotation, biological process: peptidoglycan catabolic process; defense response to Gram-positive bacterium; detection of bacterium. Gene Ontology annotation, molecular function: N-acetylmuramoyl-L-alanine amidase activity; peptidoglycan immune receptor activity; zinc ion binding. Lineage: Eukaryota; Metazoa; Chordata; Mammalia; Chiroptera; Vespertilionidae. The transcript is spliced from 3 exons. The record is from RefSeq and is a predicted model, not a curated record. Bases 248 to 832 code for a protein of 194 amino acids.